Talpa occidentalis (Iberian mole) is the source of this 1503-nucleotide messenger RNA. It is a transcript of the gene SKAP1, whose product is annotated as src kinase associated phosphoprotein 1. The transcript has 13 exons. Lineage: Eukaryota; Metazoa; Chordata; Mammalia; Eulipotyphla; Talpidae. The record is from RefSeq and is a predicted model, not a curated record. Gene Ontology annotation, cellular component: plasma membrane; cytoplasm. The coding region runs from base 59 to 1147 and encodes 362 amino acids. Gene Ontology annotation, molecular function: protein binding.
GCCUCGGGCCUUCACGGCCUUCUCCCGCCUCAGCCUCGGCCUCUCCAGCGCCCCGCAAAUGCAGGCCGCCGCCCUCCCCGAGGAGAUCUGUUGGCUCCUGGAAGACACUGCAGAUUUCCUGGCGGAAGGUUUACGUAAUGAAAACCUCAGUGCGGUUGCACGGGAGCACAGAGACCACAUUCUACGGGGCUUCCAGCAAAUUAAAUCUAGGUACUCCUUGGAUUUUCAGCUUCAAGGGGGAGACCAGGCUGAAAAUUACCCUGGACAGGACAGCUCUGAUGAUAAUCACAGUGGAACCCAUGGUCCUUUCACAUCAGAUGCACCAUUUCUGCCAGAUUACCAGGAUGAGGGAAUAGACGACAUCACAAAAGGAGCUCAAGAACUUGACAACAUCAUCAAGCAAGGUUACUUGGAGAAGAAAUGCAAAGAUCAUAGUUUCUUUGGAUCGGAGUGGCAGAAGCGGUGGUGUGUUGUCAGCAGAGGUCUCUUCUACUACUAUGCUAAUGAGAAAAGCAAGCAGCCCAAAGGGACCUUUGUCAUUAAGGGCUACAAUGUACGGAUGGCCCCCCACCUGCGAAGAGAUUCCAAGAAAGAAUCCUGCUUUGAACUGACCUCUCAGGAUAGGCGCAGCUAUGAGUUUACAGCUACUAAUCCAGCUGAAGCCAGAGACUGGGUAGACCAAAUAAGUUUCUUGUUAAAGGAUCUGAGUUCCUUCACCAUUCCAUAUGAAGAGGAGGGAGAGGAGGGAGAGGAAGAGGAAGAGACAUAUGAUGAUAUUGAUGGUUUGGACUCCCCAAAUUCUGGUUCCCAAUGCAGACCCAUUAUCAUGCCUGGGAGUAUGGGGCCAAAAGAACCCACAGAGGAAAAAGAAGAUGAUAUUUAUGAAGUCUUACCAGAUGAAGAACACGAUCUAGAAGAGGAUGAGGGUGACAUGGCACAGAGCGGAGUGGACUAUGCCAAUUAUUACCAGGGCCUAUGGGAUUGCCAUGGCGACCAGCCAGACGAACUGUCCUUCCAGCGUGGUGACCUCAUCCGCAUUCUGAGCAAGGAGUAUAAUGCAUAUGGCUGGUGGGUUGGAGAGCUGAACAACAUCAUUGGGGUUGUCCCCAAGGAUUACCUCACCACCGCAUUUGAAGUGGAAGAGUGAUGAAGACCAGGACAUAUAUCCUUCUCUCUGUCCUGCCUGACCGAAGAAAUUGAUCAUCAAGAGUGCCCACUCCCCACCACCCCAAGAACACCAUGAAUUCUUUACUAAAGAGACCCUGAUCUCUGACAUCUUGUAACUUGAACCCCAUAAGUCAAGUAGGAAGAAGCAGCACAACUGUUCCUAACUCUGCCUGUCACAGCUCAUCCCACCUUUAACCAGUCCGUACGCUCAUUUCUGCCAUCCCUACAGGCUUGUCACAGAGAAGAUGAGAGAGAAGGUCACCUGGGGAAGAGGAAGCUGCAGGUUGUUGGGUUUGAAAAGCACAAAUAAAUUUCAGAUUUGGUUCCUUACCAUGU